GUUUCCCUUUCUUCAUCCAUCCAUCCCCCAUCCGUCUACCUCACUUCUAUCAUCUUCAUCAUCCCGCAUUAUCGCGUCCACUUGUGCGUGGUGUAAACUCUUCUACAGUUAAUCUUCACUGUCGACUUAUACUGUUCAGCUCGUCCUCCAGCUUCUGGACAAACCUUAAUCAGAGCAAUCGCCUUCGCUUCCUCAAAGUCGCGAACUCAGUGGCGUAUCACCCGCGACUUGCGAAAGCUAUCGAUCGAUCUCUCAUUCUUUCUUCGACAGACCCCCAAUCAACUACAAUCAUGUCUGGCAAGUUGGACAAGUCUCUCGACGAGAUUCUCGUCAGCCGCCGCCAGGGUGCUCGUCGUCGCGACCGCCGUUCGGCCCCUAAGGCCGCCGCUGCUUCUGUUCCAGUCGGUGGAGUCAAGAAGACCACCAAGACUGCUAAGCCUGCCGGCAAAGUCGCUCAGAAUGGACACCCCGUCUCGCGUGAAAGUAAAAUCAUGGUCAGCGGCUUGCCUGCCGAUGUGAACGAGGCCAAUAUCAAGGAAUACUUCACAAAGUCUGCAGGUCCCGUGAAGCGAGUUAUGCUCACCUACAACCAGAACGGUACUAGCCGUGGAAUCGCAUCCAUCGUCUUCAGCAAGCCCGACACAGCUGCGAAGGCUGCCAAGGACUUGAAUGGCCUUCUAGUCGAUGGUAGACCCAUGAAGAUUGAGGUUGUCGUUGAUGCCUCCCACGCGCCCGAUGUUGCUGCUCCCAAGCCCCUUGGUGACCGUGUCGCUCAAACCAAGCCCAAGCCCAAGCCUGCUACUGCCAACAAGGCCGCUACUAAUGCCCAGGGACGUGGUCGCCGUGGUGUUCGUAAGAACGGGCGCACUUCCAACCGCCCCAAGCCCAAGACCGUCGAGGAGCUUGAUGCCGAGAUGGUUGACUACUUCGCUACCACUGAUAACACCGGCCCUGCUGAGGGUAACGCUCAGACGAACGGAGCCCCUCAGCAGCAACAGGCUGCCGCUGGUGAGGACCUUGGCAUGGCUGAGAUCUCUUAAAUGAUCCACGAUACAUUUUCAUCUGUGAAAACGAUGUGAAGAUGUCGUUUAAAUCCUUCGCCACCUGGCCACACUCUUUGCGCACUCGGGGUCUGCCGGUUGGAUUCGAGUCGAAUUCCCCUUAACACUUUCAUCCCUUUCCUCUUUUUUCCUCCACUUUUUCUGCAUUUCGGACUCAUGUUGCUCGCGGUUUGCUUUUCUUCGCCUUCACUCCCCCUCAUCUUAUCCCUGUGUCCCUUUUAUUUUUACUUUGUUUUGCCCGUUACGUUCAGGACUUUUCGGUGGUGGGAAGAUCGGGUCUGUUAUCUGUAUCUAAUAAAGAAACUUGUGGUCUCAAUGCAUCUCC
Molecule: messenger RNA, 1386 nt
Organism: Aspergillus aculeatus ATCC 16872
Lineage: Eukaryota; Fungi; Ascomycota; Eurotiomycetes; Eurotiales; Aspergillaceae
Product: putative RNA annealing protein Yra1
Exons: 6
Coding region: 291-1040 (249 amino acids)
Biological process (GO): mRNA export from nucleus
Cellular component (GO): nucleus
Molecular function (GO): mRNA binding
Source: RefSeq, a predicted model, not a curated record